Morone saxatilis (striped sea-bass) is the source of this 1862-nucleotide messenger RNA. RefSeq names its product mal, T cell differentiation protein 2 (gene mal2). The coding region runs from base 174 to 734 and encodes 186 amino acids. The transcript has 4 exons. Gene Ontology annotation, cellular component: membrane. Gene Ontology annotation, biological process: myelination. The record is from RefSeq and is a predicted model, not a curated record. Lineage: Eukaryota; Metazoa; Chordata; Actinopteri; Moronidae. Gene Ontology annotation, molecular function: structural constituent of myelin sheath.
UGCAUAGGAGUGGCCCUUGCACCUGUCCGACCUGUUUGGGGGACACAUGACUCCGGAGGAAUUUUCCCCCGCUGCUCCAGUCCUUUGUCUAACGGAGUCUCUUUUAGUGGGAGACGAAGGGUGAGAGUCAGAAGAGAGGGGGAGACAGAGAGAAGAGAGAGGGAGAUAUAGAGAUGUCGGAACCAGCCACUAAUCCCGCUGCCACCUCGUUCCCAGCGCCAACUAUUUCUCUGCCUUUGGGACUGGAAGUAUUGAGAACUUACUCUGGAGCCCUUAUCUGUUUAGAAAUAUUAUUUGGCGCUCUAGUAUGGAUCCUGGUGGCUUCCUCCAAUGUGCCCGUGCCUCUGCUGCAGGGUUGGGUGAUGUUUGUCUCAGUCACCACCUUCUUCCUCUCCUCCGCCUACCUCACGUUCCUCAUCACUGGCCUGGCUGACCGCAUCAACACUGACUGGAAUUUCUUGGAUGUGUUUUACCAUUUUAUGGCUUUGCUUUUUUACUUUGCUGCCUUCGUGUUGGAGGCAGCAACUACAGCAGCUAAUGGAGGAGCCUACAUCAAGACGAUGCCUAACAACACUGAGACUGUCAUGUGUAUAACCUACCCUCGGGGCAAUAUAUUCACAGUCCUGGACGAUAGGCAAUACAGUAUUAAUGUUGCGGCCACGAUAUUUGCAUUUGUGGUGACACUAUGCUAUGGCUGCAGUAUGGUGAUGGGCUUUAAGAGGUGGCGGAUGUAAACCCAGGAAAACCAGCACAAAGUAGUUUUAUAACUGCUUCAUAACUUUAGCAUGUAUUAAAACAAUCAGCUACGCCACCCAGAGCUCCAUAGCGAGCUCUGCUAUUCAGUUUAGCAGUUUAAGUUGAUGCUCAGUUCUUUUGCUGCUUACCAAUGACUUCCCUGUUGUGCGGAUUUUUUUAAGCUCUCAAGAAAAGGGUGGAAGUUAGGGAAGGUUGUGAGGGGACCUUGUAUAUGAUACAUGUUCUGAGCUAUACAGGGUCAAUUUGCCAGGUAUAAGUGGUUGUGACAGGUAUAGGUUGUGUUUUUUUUCACCCACUUUGUUUAUCAUUCAUAUCAUCAAGUAUUUCCCUAUUUUCUGAGUCUAUCCAUAUUGGAGGGCAUAUUUUCCAUUUCCAUUACCACAAAAAUGAGCCUAUGUAUGCUGCUGACAGGUUUUGCAUAACAGAACAUUAAUGUGAUGGUGCAAUUAAGACCCUAAAAAGCAACAUGAUUGUUUUCACUGUCCUCCAGUUACCUUGGUGCUAAAGAGCAGUAAACUCACUCUAGAUUUAACACGACUGUUUAUGUGAAAACUAUUUAAAAUGUGAGUUGAUCUGAUAUAUGAAUUUCAAAGUUUAAAUUUAAAUUUGUUGUGAGCACUUUUUGUUAAAUUUUUUCGGCCUAUCCGACGUAACUGUUUUUCACAUUAUUGUAGCUAUUUUACAUUUUCAGUCAGAUAUUCUCACAAUAAUAUGUGUUACUGUUUAAACAGUUCUGUCCUAUGUGACUAACUCCAGUGACUUACUGAUAAAUAUCAUUUGACCAAGGCCUGGGUUAAAUAAAUCUGUCGUUUUUGUUGUUAAUGUAAUCUGAUCAUCAAUAAAAAAAUAUUUUGUCAGCUACUAUAUUUCUAAGAGUAAUCUUUAUGUACUUAUGAAAGAUUUGAGUAUGUAUAAUAGUGUGUUUUUAGUGUUUAAUUGUGUUGAUGCAUCAGAAAAGAAUUGUCCAAAUCAGUAACUGUCUUACUUGCUUCCAUGUGUUUGUUAUAUUAACUGUAUACUUUUGUUUGCAUUAGGCUAUUAAAUGUUAUUAAUUUAAAAAAAAUAAAAGAAGAAUGUUUGUUUUUGAAAUCUUAUGUUUUUGACAU